This is a messenger RNA of Peromyscus leucopus (white-footed mouse), 1593 nucleotides long. Its product is annotated as olfactory receptor 9A2. Gene Ontology annotation, molecular function: olfactory receptor activity. NCBI's taxonomy places the organism in Eukaryota, Metazoa, Chordata, Mammalia, Rodentia, Cricetidae. The transcript is spliced from 2 exons. The record is from RefSeq and is a predicted model, not a curated record. Gene Ontology annotation, cellular component: membrane. Gene Ontology annotation, biological process: G protein-coupled receptor signaling pathway. The coding region runs from base 303 to 896 and encodes 197 amino acids.
UUGAUAAUAAAGAUAGCAGUACCUGUAUGGAGAGCAGAGAAAUCAGCCCAAAAUAAAGAGGGAGGAGUGGCUUUACCACCUUGAUCAAGCACAAGAUCCUCAGUUGUUUAUGUCCUGGAUUUGGAACUUAACAUCCGAUUGUUGAAUGAGUGGCAAGGGGUGAUGCAAUCAUCUAUGACCACUUCCUAUUGACAUCAGGGUGUCGUUGAGGACCCAAAAUGCUGGAACGUUGACCAAAUCCAGGAAGAGCAGGCUGUUUUAUUCACUGUCCAGGCACCACUGAAUUUGUAGUGCUGGGAGCAAUGGCUGUGGACCGUUAUGUGGCAGUCUGCAACCCUUUGAGGUAUAGUGUCAUCAUGAACAGUCGUACUUGCAUCUGGGUGGUGAUUGUGUCCUGGGUGUUUGGCUUCCUUUCGGAAAUCUGGCCAGUUUAUGCCACAUUCCAAUUUACUUUCUGCAAAUCAAAUCUCUUAGAUCAUUUUUACUGUGACCGAGGUCAGUUGCUCAAACUGUCUUGUAAUGACACCUUUCUCACAGAGUUCAUUCUUUUCUUAAUGGCUGUUUUCAUUAUUAUUGGAUCCUUGAUCCCCACAAUGGUCUCCUACACCUACAUCAUCUCCACCAUCCUCAAGAUCCCCUCAGCCUCUGGCCGCAGGAAAGCCUUCUCCACCUGUGCCUCCCACUUCACCUUUGUUGUCGUUGGCUAUGGCAGCUGCUUGUUCCUCUAUGUGAAACCCAAGCAAACACAGGCGGCCGAGUACAACAGGGUGGCUUCGUUACUGGUUUCUGUGGUAACCCCUUUCCUGAACCCAUUCAUCUUCACUCUUCGGAAUGACAAAGUCAAAGAGGCCCUUAGAGACGGAGUGAAGCGUUGCUGUCUGCUCUUCAGGGAUUAGCUCUUCUCUUUAUCACUCUUCGGUGGCAUAACCUAGAAAAUCUCAGCUUCUCUGUUCCAUUAAAGUUGCUGUCCAAUCUGAAUCCUGUGCACAAAUUGCAGUCAUGCCAUGGAAGAUCUACUUCCGAACCCCCUCCAAAGGCACACCAAUCAGAUGAAUCUCUUUUUAUGCUACCAAGGACUUUGCAGACUUUGUGUCUGCCCUCUUUGUACUGUUGAGCACAAGGAUGAAAUGUUCUUGAAGACACUGGAGGGGCUAGGGAAAGGCAACAGUGUUUCUUAAGCAUCCUAUUAGACCAGUUACUCAGGAUCUGACUCUGAAGAUGUAUUUCCUAGAGGAGAGAGGAGAAGAGAGAUGGAAUGAGAGAGGUGUCAUCAACAGAGGACAAAGAUAAGCAUGAGCACCCUGGUUCUUCAUCAACUUUGUUAAGUCAUUCUCUAUAUUUUAUUGCAAUUACUUGACAAGAUGUCUAUCUACAUUUUGAAUGUCUUUGGCUUCUCUUUUUAUUUUUAAUCAUAUUAUGAUUGUCCUGGCUCAAUUGGUAUAUAAUUAAGAAUGUAGCAUUGUUUGUAUAUUGGCACAGAAACAAUACAGAAUGGUAAUGGGGCACAUGGCAAACUUUUCCUCUGAUAAAUCUUGGUAGUGUCCAGAAGGAAAUAUUUGAGUACAGGAAUAGGAAAUAUUUCUUUUCUUAAAC